GACGCCAACUCGUCUGCAUAAGCGUUCCUCAUCGGGCCGAUUGUUAACUUAGCGUCCGUCGUGAAGAGAGUGGUACCCACGUUCUUUACGUUCUUCGUCUACCGCGUCGUCCCACUAGGUUUUGUUUUCUCGGUGCAGAAACGCUCACUGGAAAGAUGUUAAAGUUGAAGUUAAGACUCGCGCGUGACAACCACCGGUGAGAUUGCUUCAGCUUCUGCUUCUGCUUGACGAUUCACUGAGGACGUUUUUGUUUCCACAGAAUGAAUGAGCGGAGUUGCGCUGGCUCAGGUCACUUGAGAUUGGAAAGGCGGUUAAGGGCGCGCGCGUGCAAUACAUUUGGCCGUCCAAUGGCGAUAAGGCUUGUUGAUGGCAUCACUGCGUCUGCCUCAGUGUGAAAAUGGUUUCAAACGCGGCCGCGUACGUCGCUGCUCUCCCGGCUGCUCCGGAAGUAGCGGGGCAAUGCGAGGCACUAAGCUAACGUGGCGCUGCGGCCGGCUUGCUAGCAUAUAAUGCCCGUCGAUGAUCUGCGGAUUUUGGCGAUUCGCGGUCUGGCUCAGUCCCUGUCCCUGUCCCUUGUGAAUCACGGGGGUCCGCUGUGUGUUUGUUUUUCGUUUGUUCAUUUGAUUGCAAAAGAAAAAGCAGACAUGUUUAUAUGAAAACAAAAUUUGAAUGGAAAGAAGCAGAGAGAAGAAUACAUCUGAUGCUCUCUGUCCCUUUUAACAGGAAUAUUUACAUUUCACAUUUGAAUAAGCCAUACAAUAUUAUGUUUACACUUCACACACACACACACACACUUUAUACAGUGAUGUAUAGCGUGACUGUGAUGGGAUUCAACUUCUAGCAUGACAUGAAUUUUAAGCCGUACCGCCCAACCCGAAUUGGCGCCGACCGCUUUACCGAUUAACAUAAAACAUUUUGGUUGUCGCUGUUACAUCCGGCAAAAACAGCCGUAAUAGGAAUAAAUGUUUAUAUACUGACACAUUUCAACAGAAACCGUCAACGUCUAAUGAAGUUGGUUAGUUUCAGGUGGUUCAAUUGCAUUAAGAUGGUUUAGGUGGAGUCACGAUGGUGCAGAGCAGUUGAGCUGUUUUGGGUGAGGUGAAACUCGCGCCGGUGUUGUCAAGGUUUAAUCCAGUUGCGACGGUUCAGGUGAGAUAAGGUGGUUCAGGCGUUGCGAUUGCCAAGGUGAUUUAAGGCGGUUCGGGCUGGUCAACCGAGUCGAGAUUAUGAAGAUGACUUAAGGUGGUCCGGCUGAGUCCACUCCUUCAGCAAACACGCAAGGUCCUGCACCAAACGCUGACAGUUGCGUAUUAGGUAACCAAACUCUCUCUAUGUGUGUGUGUGUGUGUGUGUGUGCGUGUGCGUGUGCGUGUGCGUGUGCGCGCGCGAGCACAUGUAUGUGAGCUGCAGUGUUUACUGGGAGAUAGCGACCAGUCACCAUAGCAACUGCAUGUAGGCGGAGCGUGGCUUUGCAAUACCGCAAAAACUCAAAAUACGUCUUAUUUCUUGUCAAAAGUCUCCAAACGAAUCUGAUAACACUUCAAAUACGACUCAUCUCUGAAAAAACAAUUUUUUUAAUCAGUUUUCAUUUUUUUCAAGCUAAUUUUUACUUGAAGUAGAAAAAAUAUUGCAAGUGGAGUAAGUUUUUCUUUUUGUUUGAUUUUCUUUGAUUUUUUUCUCUCCUCACUCCUGUGGCAAUUUGUUUCCUACUUAUUUCAAGGAUAAAUUAGCAUGAAACAAGUGAAAAUUGUUCAAAACAAGUUACUUUCUACGUGAUGAGUGUUAUUUGAAUUAGUUUUGACGAGAAAUAAGACAUAUUCUUGGUAAGAUUUUGAGUUUUUGCAGCGCAUCGUGGGACGGUGAGGCCGCGCGUGUGCAUGGGCGUACGUGUGUCAUUUCUAGCAAAGCAUGUUUUCUGUCAAUGUAAACAAUCUGAAUGCUGAAAGUCAUCAGUGCGCGUCACACAUCUUGUUGAUUAUCUUUGGCAUCCUCCUGAUUUCAAUCAUGUUUUUCUUUUUGUGUACUUUUUGGUUCUGUGUGUCGUUUCUUGGUGGUCCCGGUGCGUGUGUGUGCGUCUGUGCGCAGGCUACAAAGCUGCAGUGGCGUUUAGAUGAGAAGGUAGGAUGCGGCAGAGGCGCCAGGAACGUGACGAACAAAUUCAUGUCGCGACCGAUUACACUCGGGGGAGGAGGGAGAGCCGCGGCAUCGUUGAAGGGAUGAACUUCAGGUGUACACGGACCUGCACCAGGUGAUGGUGUCGGGGCCGAACCUCAACGAGACCAACAUCGUGUCGGGCGGUUACGGCGGCACGGCGGAGGGAAUCAUCCCCACCGGAUCCAUCAAAGGCCCGGCUGUGCGCUACAACCCCGACUUUAACAAACGGAUCCCGGUCACAGGAUUAGGUCCCGGCGUGCGUCGCAGCGCCAGCAGCUCGUCUAUGGCGGCGGAGGAGGCCACCCGAGGCGUGGCAGUGGAGAAGCUGGAGACUGUCAAGAAGUGGGGUCUCAACACUUACAAGUGCACCAAGCAGAUGAUCUCGGAGCGUUUCGGGCGUGGCGCGCGGACCGUGGACCUGGACCUGGAGGCCCAGAUCGAGCUGUUGAGGGACACCAAGCGCAAAUACGAGAGCGUGCUGCGACUGGCCCGAGCGCUCACCAAUCAUUUCUACAACAUGGUGCAGACGCAGCACGCGCUGGGCGACACCUUCGCAGACCUCAGUCAGAAGUCGCCGGAGCUUCGGGACGAGUUUGGCUACAACGCGGAGACCCAGAAGCUGCUGUGCAAGAACGGCGAGACUCUUCUGGGCGCCAUUAACUUCUUUGUGUCCAGCAUCAACACGCUGGUCAACAAGACCAUGGAGGACACGCUCAUGACCAUCAAGAUGUACGAAAACGCCAGGUUGGAAUUCGACGCGUACCGGUCGGACCUGGAGGAGCUGAGCUUGGGGCCCCGGGACGCGGCGGCCGUGGCCCGCAUCGACGCGGCGCAGCGGCAGUACCAAGUCCAGAAGGACAAGUACGAACGACUGCGCUCUGACGUCACCGUCAAACUCAAGUUCCUGGAGGAAAACAAGGUGAAGGUGAUGCACAAGCAGCUGUUGCUCUUCCACAACGCCAUCUCGGCCUACUUCGCCGGCAACCAGCAGCAGCUGGAGCAAACGCUCAAGCAGUUCAACAUCAAGCUCAAGCCGCCCGGCGCCGACAAGCCGUCCUGGCUGGAGGAGCAGUGAGCGCCGCCGGCGCGGUAGAGGACGCCUAAACCCUUCCCCCGCCCGCCCCGCUCAAACCCGACGACGCAAGUAGGCCAGUUUCCCGGAACCUUCUAAUAUUGUGCGUUUUCGUGUUGACCUAGCGGACUGAAUGCUAUCAAAACACUACCCAAUCAAAAUGGAGGAAAUGCCAAGGGGACAUUUUGAAUCAGUGUACAUGGCAAAUUUGUGUCGUUUGUUUGUUUUUAAUUGUUGAAAAUGCAACUUUUUUUAUUAUUAUUAUUAUUUCUAGUCGGGCAUGACUCAGCCAACAUGCACAUUUGUUGACCAAACCACUUUGUCUUGUAAUAUUAUUACAUUCAUUUUAUUUUUUUUUGGUGAUGAUUUGAAGGAUUCACAGCGAACGUUAGCUAUCCAACACAGUGUUUCCCAAUCACCGGGUACAUAUUUGACAUCAGAAAUAUCUCACGCCGCCAAACAAAAAUGUCUACAGUGAACCCGUUCAUCGCGGGGUUCGGGUUAACUGUCGAGCUAGUUGUCACUCCCUGUACACCCGUACACCAGUUGAAAACAAAAAAAAAAAAACAAAAAAAAACAAAAAUAUAUAUAUAUAUAUAAAGAUCAACUUAAAAUUAUAAGCUCUCGUAGCAAUCAAUCGGCAGUCGAAGUCUUUGGAACGCUGCACUCCUCGCUCGUUGACUCCGUGCAAGAGUGAACGUGUCCCCCAAAAUAAUUUUAUACACUGAAAGACACCAGAAAACGGCAAGAUGUAGUUCAUGAACGCGCCUACAAACAGCUCCGAUUUAUAAGAAAAAAUAAUGAGAGAGAUAUUUUAUUUGUGUACGUUGAAAGCUGAAGUGAUGUAUGGAUGAUGAAGGAUCACGCCGCCCGCCAAAACCUCACACCCCCGGAAAUUAAAAAAAGUAAAUUUUCAAA
Molecule: messenger RNA, 4144 nt
Organism: Phycodurus eques (leafy seadragon)
Lineage: Eukaryota; Metazoa; Chordata; Actinopteri; Syngnathiformes; Syngnathidae
Gene: arfip2b
Product: ADP-ribosylation factor interacting protein 2b
Exons: 9
Coding region: 2252-3229 (325 amino acids)
Biological process (GO): regulation of Arp2/3 complex-mediated actin nucleation; intracellular protein transport
Cellular component (GO): trans-Golgi network membrane
Molecular function (GO): protein domain specific binding; phospholipid binding
Source: RefSeq, a predicted model, not a curated record